CUGCCUCCCGCCGCCGCUCGCCCCGCCCUCUCCCGCCUCGGCCGCUGCCCGAAUCAGCGGGAGGAAGAUGGCGGCGCUCAUCCCCCUCGGCCAGCAGGUAACCGGCCCGGCCCACCCGCCGGGGUUCGGCUGAGGCGAGCCGAGGGGCUCCGAGGCCCGGCGGCUGAGCGCGGCUCGGGGAAGGGAGCGCGGGCCCGGCCCGCUGCGGGUCCUCCUGCCGCGGGAGGUGCAUCCGGGGCCGGGUCGGCGCUGGGGCACAGGCCCGGCGUUUGCCCGCGGCCGGGGGAGCGGAGGGACGCGGCGGGGAGCGGCUCCUGGGCGGGGCGCGGGCGGCGGCCGCUGCGGGGGCGCGGAGGGCUCCGUCCUGCAGGCCGCGCUGCGGCGGCGCCGGGAGGUCGCGCAGCUCCGGGUGCUGUGGGGGCCUCCCGCCGCGGGGCCGGGCUGCGGGACGGGGAUCGCGCUCCGCUUCGCUCCGUCCGCCGGCGGUGGUCGCAUCAGCCGGCGCUCCCGGCUCUUAACGCGCCUUCUUCGGCUGCUGGGAUGUCCUGAGCGUAUUGAACGUCUGGAGUGCGCGAGCAGCGUCAGCGUGGGCGCGGGUCCGCGGGGGAAGGACUCGGGCUGAGGGACGGGGCGUUCCCUCAGCUGCGGGGCCCGGGGCCUGCACGGCAUGGGGCGGUGCUGCUGCUGUCACGGAGUUCUGUGGGUUAAUUUCCCCAGAUAAUUUAAGGCUGAGCAGCGUGAUCGCCAUUUGUUGUGUACGUGAAGAUGCUCAGUUUACUUAUUUUCUCCAAAUGAAAGCAGAAGCCCCAUGAACAAAACAAAAUCUGUGUCGUUCGUAACAGCCGCUGCUGCUAAUUCGUGUUACUCAAACAUAUCCGUUUCAUUGUAGUUGUGAACUUUCAUAGGAACGUGGAACAUCCCGAGCUGGAAGGGACCCCUGAGGGUCACCGAGUCCAACUCCUGGCACCAUACAGGAGUGCCGUUUGUGGCACGGAGAGCUUACCUUUUUAUGAAGCUACAUUACGUUUGGGUAUCACGAAUUUGCCGUGUUCCUUAUAAAGAGAGCACUGCUUUUUCUUAGCUUUCUGAGUAGCAGGAAGGCUCCUGAUUAACAUCUUGUCGUUAAAUGGACGUUCAGAAAAGUCUGACACAUCCAUGAGUGUGCAAACUGUUGACAGAAGUUUUCCAGUGAAGCAAAGCGUUGCAAAACAUCUACAUAAAAUAAUCUCUGGAUUUGAAAGAGUUUGUUGUUGAAUGUGGGUAAAAACGCAGCAAGUGUUUCUUCUACUACAGACCAUGCAGAUUCUGAUGGUAUCAGUCGUAUUUUCUGCUGUAUAACACAGUGCAUUGUCUUGAGGAAAAAAAGAGCCCUUGUGAAUAUAUUCUGUGAAUACAUCUGCUAUGCUGGCGUUAUUUUACAAUUCAUUCGUUGGAAGCACUGUAGUUUUCAAGAGAAAUGCUUCUCUCUGUGUUGAACUGCCAGGAGUACCCUGGCUGUGCUGAGGGCAGCAAACAGAAUUGUGCUGGAAAUGAAUAAACUUCCUUUGUUAAUGGCCUCAAUUUCAUGAUUACUGCAGAGAUACCCACUUGUUAUAAUAAAUGCCUGGAAUGGUAUCAAAAGGAAUAGGAGGGAUUAUACAGCCGUUGUGUUGAAAUGCAUUUACUCAGAUAUAAGAAUGUUGAUGGCAACAUAUUAGGAGCCACGAGCAACAUGUGCAGCUGAGACACGUGAAAGCAUUUAGCUCUAUUUGUUUUAAUACAUGAAUUUAAUUAUAGUGUUCUUCCUGCUCUGUGACGUCCUGUUUUUAGGCACAGUGCUUAACAAGUCUCAGCUGUCCUUGGUUAAGAUGGCUGUGCACGAAGUUUGAGAGCCAGCACAUAAAAUCACUUCUUGGUGUUAAAUAACAAUGGAAACCGGUUUUGUUUUACCUUUGAUAGCUUUAUUAUCUUGAGUAUUUGGUCACCUUAUCUCUAGUCUUUCACUCUGCUGGGCGUGUUUGACUUACAACCUUUGAAAGUCAUGGAGAGUUGCAUUAGAGAUGCUGGAGCAGUUCUGGUGGUUUGGUCGUUGUGUCCUCUGAGGCAGCUUAGGGUACUCAGCAGGUAGAGUCAGGGCAAAGGUGAUCUUUCUGGGGCAGCAGUUGUUGUCUUUUGGCUUUCAUCCUUGUGGGACGGUUGGUUUUUCCCUUUCAAAGUACCUGUUCUCAGCCACCGUGUGAUGUGAUGUGAUGAGAACAGCCAGAAGUUGUGAAGCAGGAGGGCACAAAGCAAAGCGUUCACCUGAUGCAAUGUCCUUUGUGGCCCUGAUGUGACCUCAGCAAAGAGGACUGCUAGGAACUGGUUUAGUAUUAGUUUACUAAUACUGCUAAACUAAUUAGUUUGGUAAUUGUUCUGAUGGCAGCAGCUUACUGCGGCCUUUUUCUCAGAUCUGUGUUAAGGGACGUGGAGAUGUGAGCGUGUACUGCAUAGUGUGAUGGGUAGAUAUGCAGCUAUGCUAUUUUUGUCACUUGAGCCCAUUUUGUCUGGUCUGCUUCAUCACAAAGAUGCAGUCAUUUAGGUAAAUUGGUCAGAAAGGCUUAAUCUUUGUAAAACUGUGCAAGUAGAGAGCAGAGCGAUGAAGUGCUUCCAGCAGCACUUGGGUGAAUUCACAGCGCUGUGGGUGAAACCUCUCAGCAUUAAGCACAUCACCCUGGAUUCCUGCCUCCUCUGUCAGUUUUCUGCUGGGAUUCCAUUGUACGAAACUUAUUACAAACAGGUAGAUCCAACAUACACGGGGAGAGUUGGGGCAAAUGAAGCUGCACUGUUUCUUAAGAAGUCUGGGCUGUCUGAUAUUAUCCUUGGAAAGAUAUGGGAUUUGGCUGAUCCAGAAGGUAAAGGGUACUUGGAUAAACAGGGUUUCUAUGUUGCAUUGCGCCUUGUAGCAUGCGCGCAGAACGGCCAUGAGGUUAACCUGAGCAGCCUGAACUUGACUGUGCCACCUCCUAAAUUUCAUGACACUAGCAGUCCCUUGCUGAUCACACCGCCUUCAACAGAAACUCACUGGGCUGUUAGGGUGGAAGAAAAAGCAAAGUUUGAUGGUAUUUUUGAAAGCCUUUUGCCAGUAAAUGGUUUACUUUCAGGAGACAAAGUAAAACCAGUUCUGAUGAAUUCAAAGCUACCUCUUGAUAUCCUAGGAAGGGUCUGGGAUCUCAGUGAUAUUGAUAAAGAUGGUCACUUGGACAAAGAUGAAUUUGCUGUGGCAAUGCAUUUGGUUUAUAGAGCUCUCGAGAAAGAGCCAGUUCCUUCACUGUUACCUCCUUCUCUCAUACCACCUUCUAAAAGAAAGAAGACGCCUGUCUUUCCUGGUGCAGUUCCUGUUCUCCCUGCGAGUCCUCCACCAAAAGACAGCCUGCGUUCUACCCCAUCUCAUGGUAGUGUAAACAGCCUGAACAGCACGGGGAGUUUGUCUCCCAAGCACAGCAUCAAACAAGCACAGCCAUCUGUGAAUUGGGUCGUACCCAUGUCUGAGAAAGUGCGAUAUGAUGACAUUUUCCUAAAAACAGACACAGAUAUGGAUGGUUUUGUGAGUGGCCAAGAAGUAAAGGACAUUUUUAUGCAUUCAGGUCUGUCUCAGAAUCUCCUAGCACAUAUAUGGGCUUUGGCAGAUACAAGACAGAUAGGAAAGCUAAGCAAAGAUCAGUUUGCACUAGCAAUGUAUCUCAUUCAACAGAAGGUCAGUAAAGGGAUUGAUCCUCCACAAGUGUUGUCCCCAGAUAUGAUCCCUCCCACAGAGAGGAAUACGCCCAUACAGACUCUGUCAGGUUACUUGACUCCUGUAGGAACUGAAAUCUCAGCACUAACAGAAAUGCGUCGUGAUAGUUCAAGUUCUGUUGGAUCAGGAGAAUUUACAGGGGUGAAGGAACUGGAUGACAUUAGUCAAGAAAUUGCACAGCUGCAGAGAGAGAAGUAUUCUCUGGAGCAGGACAUUAGGGAAAAGGAAGACUCAAUUAGACAGAAAACGAAUGAAGUUCAGGAACUGCAAAAUGAUUUAGAUAGGGAGACAAGUAACUUGCAAGAACUUGAGGCUCAGAAACAAGAUGCCCAGGACCGCCUGGAUGAAAUGGACCAACAGAAAGCCAAACUGAAGGAUAUGCUGAAUGAUGUAAGGCAGAAAUGCCAGGAGGAAACACAGGUGAUUUCAUCACUGAAAAUGCAGAUUCAAUCUCAGGAAUCAGAUUUAAAGUCACAGGAAGAUGAUCUUAAUAGAGCAAAAGCAGAGCUGAAUCGCCUCCAGCAAGAAGAGACACAGUUAGAGCAGAGUAUCCAGGCUGGAAAAGUGCAGCUUGAAACGAUAAUCAAGUCUUUAAAAUCAACACAGGAAGAAAUAAACCAGGCAAGAAGUAAACUUUCUCAACUUCAAGAGAGCCAUCAAGAAGUCAAUAAGAGUAUAGAAGAAUAUAAUGAAGCUCUCAAUGGGGUUAAUGGUGGUAGCUUGACAAAUUUAGCAGACAUAAGUGAAGGCCUUGGGCAGACAGAAAGAAGCAAUUAUGGAGCGAUGGAUGAUCCAUUUAAGAAUAAAGCCUUGAUGUUCACCAAUAACACACAAGAAUUGCAUACAGACCCAUUCCAGUCAGAGGAUCCUUUCAAAUCUGAUCCGUUUAAGGGAGCAGACCCCUUCAAAGGCAGUGACCCAUUCCAGCAUGAUCCUUUUGCAGAGCAGCCACCUGCUCCAGCAGAUCCUUUUGGAGGUGAUCCAUUUAAGGAAAGUGAUCCAUUUCGUAGUUCUGCCCCUGAGGAUUUCUUCAAGAAACAGGUGAAGAGUGACCCGUUUACAUCAGAUCCAUUCACAAAACCCUCCACUUUACCCUCAAAGCCUGACCCUUUUGAAAGCAGUGAUCCUUUUACCUCUUCCAAUGUCUCUUCAAAAGGUCCAGAUCCAUUUGGAACAUUGGAUCCCUUUGGAAGUGGCGCUUUCAGUAGUAGUGAAGGAUUUGCAGAUUUCAGUCAGAUGUCAAAGUCAGUAGCUUCAGACCCUUUCACCUCCUCCUUUGGAGGAAUGGGAUUCUCAGAUGACCCUUUCAAAAGCAAAUCAGACACACCAGCAUUACCACCGAAGAAAAAUGUCCCUCCACGGCCCAAGCCACCCAGUGGUAAAAGCACUCCUGUAAGCCACCUUGGGCCUUCAGAUUUUCCCAAGCCCCAUGAUCCAUUCCAGCCGUUUGGGGCUGACAGCAGUGACCCGUUUCAGAGUAAAAAGGGGUUUGGGGACCCAUUUAGUGGAAAAGAUCCAUUUGCUCCCUCCUCUUCAAGUAAAACUUCUAAAGACUCUUCCUUGGGGUUUGCAGACUUCAGCUCUUUUGGAAAUGAAGAGCAGCAGCUGGCUUGGGCAAAGCGUGAGAGCGAAAAAGCAGAGCAAGAAAGACUGGCUCGGCUGCGGAGACAGGAGCAAGAAGACCUCGAGUUGGCCAUUGCGCUCAGUAAGGCCGACAUGCCGAGCUCGUAGGGCUGCUGGGCUCCUCCCCGGCCAAGGGGAACCUUUAAACACAGCUUUUCAGAGAUCCCAAACCCUUGUUCUGUUGUGAAAAUAAUUCUAGUCACCUUCAACUCUAUACAGGACUGCCUGGUUCAAUCCAGCUGGGCUCCGCGUGGCUUUUCCAGUGCGUAAUGUGCAGGAAAUACUGUAUUAUAUGUUGUAGGUAAAAUUACUGCUUGUAAGGAACUUAACAGGAUCCUAAGAUGCUGAAAACAAAGUUUCUUUGUCUUGAAGACAACGUUGCAUAGAGUAAACUGCACCUUGUGAAUCUGGCUUAUUACCUGACUGGUUUUGGGGGCUGCAGUACAGAUUUCAAAGGAAGUGUUAUAAGAAGAUAUUUAUGGAAGUAGCUUUCACUUGCUGCAUUUAGUUAAUUAUUCCUGGCAGGCUGUUGGGUGUUAUCCACAUCAAAGCCUUCAGCACAAAGUCCGUUAUUAGAUGGUCCCUCUUUAUCCUGGACAAACAGCCUUUAUGAAAGAAUCUGGUGAUUUAUAUAUGAUGGAUACCAAUACAGACACUAUCAAGUACUCCAAAUUUAAGAACUGUAUUAUUUAGGAGGUUUUCCUAUUCAAACGCUUGUUUGCAUUGGAUUUUAAUUGUAGGUGACAUUGUAAAAGAUGGAUUUAAUCGUUGUAGUAAGUUGGAGAAGUGAUGGGUUGGCAACUGAGUGACCAGGUAAAAUCUUGCUUUAUCUCAUAUGCAUAUGUGAUUAUGGGAUUGUGGUAAAAGUUUGAGUGCUUCUUUCAUAUAGAGUCUAACGACUGAAUGCUCAGCAAGCUUGAGCUGAGUUCUGCCCUGCAGCUCGUCGUAGGUUGGCUCCAUUUGCCAGAGCAUAGGUUGUAUUAUUUCUGUUAUCCCAUUGAUGUGUGUGAGAGUCUCUACCUCUGUUCCUUGAAUUCCACCUAUCUUAUUUAUGGGGUUGCAGAUCAAAUGUUGCUUAGCUGUGCUAAGGCCAAGGUCGGACGGGCGUUCAUACAUAACUCAUGGAAGUCCUGUAGUCUGGAUUGGCUUUAAAAUGCAGCUGUGGUGCUCAGUGCUUCCACCUGGUAAGGACAGCAGUGUGUUUUACAUGUCCGAUUUAAAUAAGUUCUCAUGAUAAACCUGUGAAUUAUUUUCUUACUAAAAUUGCCUUUUCUGAUAACCACAGGAAUUCUACAGCUUCAGUUGUCUUCACCUCGGGCCUCCAUGCCUAACAGUGCAGCAGGCACUGCUCGAUGCUCUUUGUUCUUACUGAUGCAGCUCUUCUCUUGUAACAUGCCGUUACACUUUCCUGCCCUUGCUUCCUUGCUUUUAUUUCUCCUAACACGAUGACAGUGCCUGUUUACUGAACGAAAGCAGUCUUUCCCUGUUUUGCCUUAUUCUAGAUGCUUUCCUUCACAGAGAUAAUCAGAUUGGAUUACUUUAAUCUUAUUAGUAGUUCUGAGCGUUGGUUCUGAGGCCUUUGUGCGAAGGGGUGAGUGCAUGUUUGUGUGUGCAUCCACACGUGCACAUCUAUUCCUUUACACCUGCAGCAGUACAUCAAACUGAAAGCCCAUCUCAGUGUGCAGCGCUGGCAGUCGCAGUGCUCUGCUGUGUCUCCUGUGCUGCAAACAGUGUGAACCUUUAAUCUGCCUCAGGAAGGGAGAUGAUGCUCUGCAGUACCAAAACAGCCAUAGGGCGACGUCAGUACUUCUUUGAGUGAACCCAUGUGAGCGCAGUGGGAUUUCUAAUCUUACAGAAUCUGCUGUGAGAUCCUUUCUCAUUUUUCUCUGUAAUACAUCAGAUUAAAUGAUCAAACGUAUUAAAACAUCAAUGCAUUUUCUUUUCUGUUGGUUUACAGGACUUAAGGUCUCUGUAAGCAAGCUUGGUCUGUCUGUAGCUAACAUGAGAUCAAACUUGCUGUGAAAGAGUAAUUUUCAUAAUUGAAUGGCUGCCGUGUAGGAAUCUCAGUGAAGUUAAACAAAUUGUAUUCAUGAGUAAGAGUCUCCUUUUCAUUUCCUUUUGGGCAUGAGUCUUUGUAGUGUCUCUUCUGCUAUAAUAAAACCCUGUUUGUAUGUAGUGCCAUUACAGAAAGGAAAACCACUUUUGGAUGCUACUUGGAUGAUGUCACUCCAGUGGGACAGGGUGGAUGAGCUGAACAGCUUGAUUCAUUGUCUGUGUUAUGUACCAUAACGAGACUCCAUGCUGCUUUGUCAGUGCUCAGAAAUACUGUCAUCUGUAAUGCUUCUCAGGCAGGGAUCGGUGUUUUCAGGUUGCUGAGCAGGAAGGCAGAAAUGUGAAUUAAUCUGGCAUUCCACAUAGCGUUGGAACUAAUUGCUCAUUUUCUUGUUUCCUUGUGGACUCAUUCUUCAUGUUUGCUUCAAUAAACAACAGAAGAUGAAGCAAAUCAGUGAGGACAGAACGUGUCCCCUCUGCACUGUAAGAUCUCCUUACCUUCACUUCUCUGAAACGCUUUUUACGCAGAAUUUGAGACACUGAAGUAGAGGAAAACAUAGCUGUGAUUUCUCCCUGUUGUGUAUUUAAUGCAGUUCUCCAUGUAGAAAAGAUGAUUUCCCACGUUCUUUCCCUAUGCCUGUAACUGAGCGUUUUGUAUCAUAACUGCACUUGAUUUUCUAAGACAGAAGCUGUUAUGGCAAGACACUGAUCUCAUUCUUCCUCCAGAACGGUGAAAUUUGAAGCACAAAUAGGCCUUCUGCUAUUUGGGCAGAUACAAUAUGUACAAUGCAAGAUAUAUAAAAUGUGAGUAUACACAAUGCAUAUACAGUGUACAUUCUGAGAUCCAUAUUAUUAGUGUGUAUAUAUAUAAUGUAUUGUAUAAUGUAAUAAUAGUGUGUGUAUAUACUAUACAUGCCCACCUACUAUGCCUAGUAUAUAGUUACUUGUACUGUACAUAAGAUGUGUAUAUACAACAGAUAUGUAGAAUAUGCAUAUAUAUUCUAUAUAUUAACAUUUGUGUGUAUGUAUUCUCUAUAGAAAGAGGGACACAGAAAUGCAAUCUGUACAGAAACACAGCUGAGAUGACAGCCCUUAGAAUUUCAAAGUUCUGGUGAAAGAAAAGAAAGAGGAGGACUGACUGCUUUGAGUCAAUUUGCUUUGAGAUUUCUGUCGUUGGCAUGAGAAGCUGUGUUCACUCAUUGUGCCAAACGUGAGGGAGACCUGGCAGAAAGUGGGUAUCACCUGCACUGGGUGUGAGUUCACCUCCUGCGCAGUGCUUCAGCUCCGCUUUUCAGUUGCUUUGCAGUGUAGGCUUAAUUUCUGAUCUUCCUGCAUGUGUGGGCCAUGUGUUGUCUGUUUCUCAGGCUGCGGCCAUGAUUUUUCCCUACAUUUGCUUGUAUUUUCUUUUUUUGACUUCCCUCCCUCCCCCCAUGUAAAAAAAACCCAACAACUGUUUUUAAGGAGCAGUUCCCCCCCUCACAGCUCACACCUGGAAGUGCUGAGGUGAACGAAGUCUCCUCAUUCCAAUUACACAGAUUGCACACAGUGCUCACCUGGACUUCAGUUCUCUUUUUCCUCCAUUUCCACCUGAGCUGCUCCUUCAGGAGGAACACCAAUAUGUUGGCUUUGGGGAAGGGAUGGAGGUGAUCCGACUUUCUUCUUGGGCAGAUGAUUGGACUGUGGUACACUGAGCCAAACAAAGAGGUCAUUGGGCAUUUAUAGUGGCACGUGUGUGUCUUAUGUGGAGUGCUGUCACUGCUGGAGUGACCUGUGGACAACCAGGCAUUGCACACAGCACUAAGGCACAACAGCUACAGGGAAAGACAGUUCCUCACGUGGAACCUGUGCAUGCAAGCACUGCGUGUAGGACAGGUGCUGAGUUAGGUGUGUUCCCUUAUAGACUGGGCUGCUCACAUCUGCUGUAAAACACACCAGGCAUUCUGCAAUAAAAGCAGGUGCUCGUGAAGUAGUACUGCUAUAACUGCUGUAUGGAGUGGGUUUGUGUUGGCCAACUUUUCCUUCUGAGAUCUCUGCCCUACGAGGACCGUUUGUCCUCUCUGUAUUCGGGGCUCCCGGAGCUGUGUCCGACUGUCACCUUUCUGUUCGCCUUUGGAAUCUGUUGUCAGGAGUUCUGUAGGAAUUAUUUUGUCAUCUUAUGCUGAGAGAUAAUGCACUUUUCUUGGAUUCUUCUUAUAAUCCUUUUGGGGUUACUAUUUCUUCUUUAGUGUUUCUCCAUUGAGAAGAGUAUUUAUUCUGUAGAGCCACGGCCCAAGGAGUUUUGGUCCAGGUAGAAUCGUUGCCUUCCCAACGUGUAGGAUUUGAUUUCUGCCGCCUGCUGCGUUUGGUUCCCCCCUCUCAGGAAUUCCACUUCUCUUUAAUUCAGAUGUUGAGUGUCGGCUCUGUUGAAGUGAUUUAUCUGUGCUGGUAACGUUCCAACCUCUUCCUACACCAGAGGAGCAGUGAAGCUGUUGUGUGUCAACCAUUGCAUCUCACCACAGACAUCUUUUCUUAGGAAGCAGUUUCGCUUGCAGUCUGGUGGAAGAUUUAUUUUUAGAGUAAAUAGGUUGGCUGUUACUCAUUGACACUCAUUGAGGCAUUGUUUUGUCAGUUGAUACACUGCUCUUUUUACUCGAAAGUUUUAUAAAUAAAGGAAAUAAAGGCAAAUUUGUUACAAAGUGGCAUUUUUCUUUUUGCAACUUCUGCUUUCCCCUUCAACUUCCAAAGGAGAACUCGUGGUGAGUGGGGUUGUGUUAGCAUAGCGAGCUCUUCCUGGUGUCCCUUCGGAAUGAUUCUCUUCAGUCUGACCUAAGAAGGGUGGAAACAAAGAGGAAGCUGCGAUGUUGGCCUAAAUUUGACUAAUAUCUCCAAAAAUGUACAUUACUGUAGUUAUAUUUAUCUUUUGAUGGCCGUAACGCAUUGAAAGAAAGGUAUUUUGAUUUUAACCCACUCGUGCUUAUUGUUUAAAAUAAUGAGAGAAAUGUUAUUGUUUAAUAUAAUAAAUGAGAAGUUACUUUUUGGA
Molecule: messenger RNA, 10445 nt
Organism: Gallus gallus (chicken)
Lineage: Eukaryota; Metazoa; Chordata; Aves; Galliformes; Phasianidae
Gene: EPS15L1
Product: epidermal growth factor receptor pathway substrate 15 like 1
Exons: 25
Coding region: 2615-5482 (955 amino acids)
Biological process (GO): endosomal transport; endocytosis
Cellular component (GO): plasma membrane; clathrin coat of coated pit; cytoplasm
Molecular function (GO): cadherin binding; calcium ion binding
Source: RefSeq, a predicted model, not a curated record